This is a messenger RNA of Saccostrea echinata, 720 nucleotides long. RefSeq names its product mucin-2-like. Bases 1 to 720 code for a protein of 239 amino acids. The transcript is spliced from 2 exons. Lineage: Eukaryota; Metazoa; Mollusca; Bivalvia; Ostreida; Ostreidae. The record is from RefSeq and is a predicted model, not a curated record.
AUGUUGGCAGUUGUUGUAUCUGUUCUUUUAAUAAAAGGCAUUACGUCACAGUCGGUAUGUCAAGAUGGCUGUUGUGAGUCUGAUCCCAGAUGUACAAAUUUCGAUUUCAUUAUGACCGCCUGCCUCGAUUCAGAGCAAUCAAAAAUCUGCCCGGUGACCUGUAAAACCUGUUCCGUAUCCCAAACAACAACAUUACCUUCUACAUCACUUCCUCCGAUGACGUCAUCGUCUCCUUGCCACGAUACAGAUCCACGGUGUUUUGAAUUUGAUUUCAUAAUGUCAGUAUGUCGAGACCCAACUCAAGCGACACUUUGUCCACAGAUGUGUGGUUUAUGUUCUGUAGCAACAACUCCUUUGCCAACUGCUCCUUUUCCGACCACAACGACGACAGCAACAACAACAACCACAGGAAGAGUUUGUGAGGACACUGAUCCACGCUGUGUGGAAUUCGAAUUUCUUAUAACUGCCUGCCUUGAUAGUGAGGAGUCAAAAACUUGUCCAAAAAUGUGUGGCCUCUGUUCAGCGGAAGCAACAACACAAGCGCCUACGACAACAACAAUACUGACAACUACAGAGGCGACAACAACAACAUUGGCACCUACCACUACCCCGGCAUGUGUAGACACUGACCCCCGCUGUGUAGAAUUUAAUUUUAUUAUCACUGCUUGUGUUGAUCCGGUCCAGUCAAAACUAUGCCCUCGCAUGUGUCAGCUAUGUUGA